AUGGUACGCCAUGUAGACUGCUUCGAAAGUCACGGCCGAAGCGCGUAUGAUGUAACAUAUUUAACCUCAGCGGACUAUUUUAAUCGAAUCUUAGAUAGAAAUAUAGAGUCUCCCCUUUCUGCACAGCUUCACGUUUGCUCCAACUGUUCCAAGCUCAUCCUUUCCUCCGAAUUCAAUCAGAUGGAGAUUGGAAAUGCUUUUGAUCAAGUUGCACCAAGCUAUGCAUCUUCAUCUGGUUCAUCGCUUGCAUGCGACGUUUUUAUUAACCAUCGGGGAGUCGAUGUGAAACACAAACUUGCCAGCACAAUCUAUCAUACACUUCAUCUGUUGGGAUUGCGGGCAUUUCUCGAUGUAGAAGUGCUUGAGGCCGGCGAUGUCAUACCAGUGGAGAUACAAGCAGCAAUAGCUCAUGCAUCUCUUCAUAUUGCCAUUUUUUCUCUUAACUAUGCCCAAUCCCCCUGGUGUUUGGCUGAGCUAUCCUUCAUGCUCAAAACUGGCACAAAAAUCAUUCCCAUUUUUUAUUAUGUUGAUCCCUCCGACCUCAGAUGGGUUAUUCAAAUGAAAGGAGUUUAUGCUGAUGCAUUCUUUCAACAUCAAGAGAAGGGUAGAUACACCUCACAUAAGCUUGAGGAGUGGAUGAAAGCGCUCAAGUACGUUUCUUUACUCUCGGGCUAUAUGAUAAAUGAUGAUAGCAGGGAUGAGGGGAGGGUAUUGAAGAAUGUUGUGAAUUGUGUAUUGAAAGCCAUGAAAAGAGUUCCACUCGAGGUGGCCAAGCAUCCUGUUGGAAUGGAUGAGGCUGUAGAUAACUUUGAGAGAAAUGCACUCCAACCUGCCCAGAAGCACCACAAUGUAAAAAUCGAGGGGAUUGUGGGCAUGGGAGGUAGAGGCAAAACCAGUUUGGCAAAAGAGCUGUUCAAUAGGAAAUGCCCGUCUUUUGAAAGGAGCAGUUUUAAUUUUGAAGUCCGCUCAGCAGCCCAAAAUGAUUUGCACAAGAAGCAGAAAAAACUUCUCCAGGACCUCGGUAUCUCUGAUUUGUCAUUCGACAAUGUGGAAGAUGGAAAAAGAGUUUUGUCGAAUCUUUUGAGAUAUGUUCGUGCUCUCAUUAUUUUAGAUGAUAUAAGUCACAUAGACCAGCUAAAUGCUCUACUACCAAAUCUCAACAACCUUGGAUCUGGUAGUCUUGUGAUUGUCACCACAAGGGAGUUGGGAGUCCUUAAUUACGUCAUGGGAUAUCUAUUCCAUAUAUAA
Messenger RNA from Cryptomeria japonica (Japanese cedar), 1248 nucleotides. RefSeq names its product TMV resistance protein N-like. Bases 1 to 1248 code for a protein of 415 amino acids. Lineage: Eukaryota; Viridiplantae; Streptophyta; Pinopsida; Cupressales; Cupressaceae. Gene Ontology annotation, biological process: defense response; signal transduction. Gene Ontology annotation, molecular function: ADP binding. The transcript is spliced from 3 exons. The record is from RefSeq and is a predicted model, not a curated record.